Hermetia illucens (black soldier fly) is the source of this 483-nucleotide messenger RNA. RefSeq lists its product as uncharacterized. Bases 1 to 483 code for a protein of 160 amino acids. The record is from RefSeq and is a predicted model, not a curated record. NCBI's taxonomy places the organism in Eukaryota, Metazoa, Arthropoda, Insecta, Diptera, Stratiomyidae. The transcript has a single exon.
AUGCGCGUUCAAAUGCUUCAAGAUCCAUCCACUGAAACAUUCUCAAAACAGCUCUUAGGUAUCGGUGAUGGAAAAGUUGCUAUAGAUGAAACUGGAUGCGUAAAAUUACCGAUUUCUGCACAAUCGUUGAUUCACAAGAUACUCUCAUUAUACAUAAAUCAUGAGUGGCUUGCUGAAAGAGCAAUUUUAGUGGCAAAAAAUAUAGACGUUGACAAUUUAAAUCUGAAGAUACAGCAGUUGUUGCCAGGGAACUUGGUAUCAUACAAAUCUAUUGAUACAGUUUGCGAUGCCAGCGAAGCUGUAAAUUUUCCCACAGAGUUUUUUAACUCAAUGGAUUUUCCAGGCAUGCCACCGCAUAAUUCACAAUUAAAGGUUGGGUCGCCGAUUACCUUGCUUCGUAAUUUGAACCCGCCACGGCUGUGUACCGGUACGCGAUUAGUCAUUCAAAAAUUAAUGAAAAACGUCAUCGAAGCCAGCAUUUGA